GACAUUUCAGCGUCAAACAAGCUCUGGUCAGACAAGUUGGUAUGAACACAAACAAACAUGUAAAACCAACUUCAACUCAAACAUGAUUUGUUGAAGAAGCUAAGCUGAGGAAAUUUCACAUUAAAAUGAAAUUGCUUGCUAAGUUUCUCAGGGUUUCACCAAUUAAAGAUCUUUGCUGUUUCUUUUUGAGGUCUUUUAUUCUUCUGCAGCAGGACUUAAAUUUUAUGGUGUAACAUUGAAAGCUGAACAAGUUGAAGGACAAAACCAUGUCUUUAAUUAGUUCUGCUGAGCCAUCUGCCACAUCAUAUAGAAAGUUAUACUUGCUGAAGGGAAGCAGUGGCAACAAUGCCUUGUCUGCACCAGAAUUCAGUCCUGAUAAUCAUAAGAUGAUGCACACAACAGAUUCUUAUUGUGGUGAGAGUUAUGAGAAGUACAUCCUUGACUCCCCAACAGAAGAACUAACUCAUCCAUCAAGUUCGGCUGUGUCAGAUUGCUUGGACAGCCAAAGCCCAGUUCCAGUAGAACAUGAUGAGGACACAUUGAGAUUAAAGCUUGAAGAACUGGAGAGAGCACUACUUGACGAUAAUGAAAUGUUUGCUGCUGAUCAAAGCAUGGAAAUUGAUGGUGAAUGGUCUGACCCCAUCCAGAAUGUGCCCUUCCACAACUCACCAAAGGAGUCUUCAUCCACAGAUUCUAACCUUAGCAGCAUCAGCACCAGCAAAGAAGUAUCACAAAUGUCUCCUCGGACACCCAAACAGCUGCUUAUAGAUUGUGCUGCUACACUUUCGGAAGGAAACAUUGAGGAAGCAACAGCCAUGAUAAAUGAGCUCCGGCAGAUGGUCUCAAUUCAAGGAGAUCCUCCUCAGAGAAUCGCAGCCUACAUGGUGGAAGGUCUUGCAGCUCGCAUGGCUGCUUCUGGCAAGUUUCUCUAUAAAGCUCUAAAAUGCAAAGAGCCCCCUUCUUCUGACAGGCUUGCAGCCAUGCAAAUCCUCUUUGAGGUGUGCCCUUGUUUUAAAUUUGGAUUUAUGGCUGCAAAUGGUGCGAUAAUUGAGGCCUUUAAAGAUGAAAAGAGAGUUCAUAUAAUAGAUUUUGACAUUAAUCAAGGUAGCCAAUACAUAACAUUGAUACAAUCUAUUGCUUCUUGGCCUGGUAAGCGACCCCUUUUGAGAUUAACUGGGGUUGAUGACCCAGAAUCAGUUCAACGUUCUAUUGGGGGCCUUCAAAUUAUUGGACUAAGACUCGAGAAGCUAGCAGAAGCAUUGGGAGUACCAUUCAAGUUUCAUGCAGUGCCCUCAAAGACUUCACUAGUCACUCCAUCAGGGCUUGGCUGUAUGCCUGGUGAAGCACUUGUAGUAAACUUUGCUUUUCAGCUUCACCACAUGCCUGAUGAGAGCGUUUCAACGGUAAAUCAGCGUGACCAGCUUCUCCAGAUGGUCAAGAGCUUGAACCCGAAACUUGUAACUGUUGUUGAACAAGAUGUAAAUACAAACACUGCCCCCUUUUUCCCAAGGUUUUUGGAAGCCUACAACUACUACUCUGCUGUGUUCGAGUCUCUUGAUGCAACUCUCCCAAGGGAGAGUCAGGAUAGGAUGAAUGUUGAACGACAAUGCCUGGCACGCGAUAUAGUAAACAUUGUAGCCUGCGAGGGAGAGGAGCGAAUAGAGCGGUAUGAGGUUGCUGGGAAAUGGAGAGCAAGGAUGACAAUGGCUGGCUUUACUUCAUGCCCAAUGAGUCCAAAUGUGAUGGAAAUGAUUCAGAAUCUAAUAAAGCAAUACUGCAACAGGUACAAGGUGAAGGAGGAAAUGGAUCUGCUUCAUUUCGGGUGGGAAGACAAAAGCUUGAUUGUUGCUUCUGCUUGGAGGUAACAAACACAUGCUGGUUUAAUAGUAUUGUUGCUGCAUUUGGCAAAACGAUAUGCUGUUUGGUAGUUGUACCUAUAAAUUUUGUGUGAUAAACAACUUUUUUAAUGUUAUCUAGUGUAAAAUCUUAAGGAUGAUUAGAGUUUGCUAAUUAUCUAACUUCAUGUUAUUCA
This is a messenger RNA of Mangifera indica (mango), 2032 nucleotides long. Its product is annotated as scarecrow-like protein 1. The transcript is spliced from 4 exons. Gene Ontology annotation, biological process: regulation of DNA-templated transcription. Gene Ontology annotation, molecular function: sequence-specific DNA binding; DNA-binding transcription factor activity. Bases 267 to 1865 code for a protein of 532 amino acids. The record is from RefSeq and is a predicted model, not a curated record. Gene Ontology annotation, cellular component: nucleus. NCBI's taxonomy places the organism in Eukaryota, Viridiplantae, Streptophyta, Magnoliopsida, Sapindales, Anacardiaceae.